This is a messenger RNA of Colletotrichum paranaense, 1257 nucleotides long. RefSeq lists its product as uncharacterized. The coding region runs from base 1 to 1257 and encodes 418 amino acids. NCBI's taxonomy places the organism in Eukaryota, Fungi, Ascomycota, Sordariomycetes, Glomerellales, Glomerellaceae. The transcript is spliced from 6 exons. The record is from RefSeq and is a predicted model, not a curated record.
AUGUUCGGCGAUAAAAGCGAGAAAGCCACUCCUCUAUACUCAGGGGGUGAUCCUGUAGCCGACGUUCCUCCUUCCUACUCUGAAGGAGUCCCGACUUCAAGUGAUGGCCUCAUCCCCGCCGGGACCCUCCUCCUCGCCGGAACAACCAUUUUUAAUACCGCCUCAGCGUCAUCGCCGCCAUUAUACGAACUCACUUACCCCAUCGGACACCUGCGGGAGUCCAAUACAUCAGUUUCGUUUUACCGCUACGAGAAUAGUGUACGGGACUCUUCUGGAGCAUCGGGUCCUCAGGUAGCAUCACGAAAGAAGCACAUCUUCGACCUAAAGCGAGACCCAACAGUCACUGAGCCCCCCUUCCCAUACCACUUAAACUCGGUCUCUCGCGGAAACGUUGGACAUGUUGGUAUUAAAACACACCGACGCUUGGGUGGAUCGGGUUACCGCGCCUGGAGGGCGACAAGGGCGAGAGAAGGGGCCGAUCUUGAAGCCAAGGAGAUGCUCUUCAACAUCAAGACGCGGGGCAGCGGACGGCAAGAAUGGCGCGAUGGGAGCGACAAGACGGUUCUCGCGCAUGAGACGAGCGAGGAGGGGAUCCACAAGCUACAGAUCGUCGUCCCAUUGACCCAAGAUAUUAGAGAUGGGUUGGUCGCGACGUGGUGUUUGCGACUUUGGUGGGAGAUUGCCCUGUCCAAGGUCGAGCCUUUCAGCUGGAGCGAAGUGUCACCCCAUCUUCCUGCGGCUUUCACCUCAAAUGCGACUUGGGUGCCCGAGAGCCAAGAGCCGAGCGACGUUAUCGACAGUGACGCCCAUGCCUGCCAUCUCUGUGAACAAGUUGAGAGUGUGAUGGUUCAACAUAUCAAACACCACAAGAUGCGCUUCCAAUUAGCUGUGGCAGCCAUUGCGCGAAUCCCUGGCGCCGUGGCGGAUUCCCACGACUACUGUGCUUGCCAGCAAUGGUCCAACAGCCCCGUGGACCACGCCGCGACGGCGAAGGUUGCCGCGAAGCCUUGCUAUGGCUACGUUUGGGGUCCAUCUGAGCAUCCGACGAGUUCUAAAAUAGAUUGGUUCGCACACAGCCCUGGGCCUCGUAAGGAUGAACAAUACCACCAGCUUCAAAAUAUGACUAAGAAGUGGAAGAUCGAUGGAGACGACUUCAACAGACGGUGCCGUGAUGCGGGAGCGAAGGAUAGCACGUGCUUCUCGUGCUCAAGCCUUCAGGUGAAUGGCGAUGGAAGAGUGCAGUGCUACAGCGGUUAG